AUGCCCAUGAAAAGACGCUAUUCGAACUCCAGCGUCGCGCCUACUACCAAUGCACCAUCUCCUGGAGCAGCAUUGGGAGGGUUGAACACCGAGCUAGACAAGUUGUCCCCUCGCUUUGAUAUCUCGUCGUCUCAGAUUGAGAUUCUGAAAUCUCCAUCUGACUUUUACGAGGCCUUGAAGGCAAGUUGA
Messenger RNA from Aureobasidium uvarum, 189 nucleotides. Lineage: Eukaryota; Fungi; Ascomycota; Dothideomycetes; Dothideales; Saccotheciaceae. The record is from the annotation of a GenBank genome assembly.